Humulus lupulus (European hop) is the source of this 1329-nucleotide messenger RNA. RefSeq lists its product as uncharacterized. The coding region runs from base 265 to 1125 and encodes 286 amino acids. Lineage: Eukaryota; Viridiplantae; Streptophyta; Magnoliopsida; Rosales; Cannabaceae. The record is from RefSeq and is a predicted model, not a curated record. The transcript has 6 exons.
AAAGGGGAAACAACUUGUUUUCAGGGCUAUGUGCUGAAAAGAGAGAAAAAUCCUUUGCUUCUCUAUGUAACAGUGUGCAAAGCAUUUUACUUUGCUUCUUCCUCUCUCCUGUUCACAAUCCCAAACCAAUAUCAACAACAUCAAGUCAUCAACAGUCCACACUUCUACUUUUCCUCAGAACCAAACAUUACUUCUUUUUCUCUGGAAAAGAGCAGGAAAGCCAAGGCAAAACUCUUCAGCAAAGGUUAUUAUUGUUUUUGGGUAAUGGACAAUUUACUACUUAAGCAAAAGAGAGGGAAAUUUUCAGGUCCUGGACCAGAAAAGCAGGAAAAAUCUAAGGGCAUAAGAGGAGAACCUCCUUCCUUUCAACUAACUAAGUCUCUUAAAGAAGAAAAAGAAUUGCCGCGAAGGACAUUGGAGAGGCAGUACUUUUCAAGCAAAAUGAAUCAGGAUUACAGCGAAAAAGAUAUUGAUUUUGCUACAGCAGUUGCAGCUGCUGCCUUUGCUGUUCAAUCAAUUGACCAAGUUGAACUUCAACACCAGAGAAGGAAGAAGGAAUCUCUUGACACCUCGAGGACCGGGGCAAAUAAGAGCAGAAAGAGCGAGUUCACAGCAGAAUUGCCAAGUUCCAGCAAAGCAACCAGGCUAUUCUCAAACAAGGAAGCUAAAAGUGCUGGUGAAGCUCCAAGGAAAAGGUCAGUUAGCCUAGAACAUAAGGUAUCUCAGAGGGCUUCGCCGGGCACACCAUCAAGCCAUACACAGAAAGAAAUGUCACCGAGUAGCAAAGGCAUGGAAAGGAAACCGGACACUUGGGAGAUAGCUCAGAUGAAAAGAGUUCAAGAAAGGUAUGAGAAGACAAAAUAUGCCAUUCUUUCUUGGGAAAAUGAGAGAAAGAUGCAAGCCAAGGUUAAGAUGGAAAAGAGAAAGAGUUUAUUGGAGCAGAAAAGAACACAAAACAUACAACAUUACCAGAACAAGGUAUCAAGAAUAGAAAAGAUAGCUGGAGGAGCAAGGGCACAAUUGGAAGAGAAAAGAAAAAAUGAAGAGCUUUCAGUGAAAGACAAGGCAAGGAAGAUAAAAUCAGGAGGAAAAGUUCCUGUCAGAUAUUUCUGCUUCACUUGUUGAUAGGGAGUGGAACUCAAUGAACUUUGCCUUUGUGGGAAAACACAAAAGAUGAAGCUGCAAUUAAUUUAACUGUUUCCUAACCAGAACAUGUAUAUUUAUCUAUGCUUUAACUUAUAUACUGUAUCUUUAACAUGUUAAUAUUUACUCAAGAAAGAAAAAUCGUAUCAUAUAUAUAAAUAUAUACAACCAUAUUCAAUAACAAAA